Messenger RNA from Cicer arietinum (chickpea), 675 nucleotides. RefSeq names its product large ribosomal subunit protein eL27-like. The record is from RefSeq and is a predicted model, not a curated record. Gene Ontology annotation, biological process: translation. Gene Ontology annotation, molecular function: structural constituent of ribosome. Lineage: Eukaryota; Viridiplantae; Streptophyta; Magnoliopsida; Fabales; Fabaceae. Gene Ontology annotation, cellular component: ribosome.
UAUAUACAUUACAAAAUUAGGGUUUUUUGUGAUCCACUCUGAAACGGCGACACAACAUCAAGAGGCGCGAAAAUGGUGAAAUUUCUGAAGCCAAACAAAGCCGUAAUCGUCCUUCAAGGACGAUACGCCGGUAAAAAGGCCGUUAUAGUUCGUAACUUCGACGAUGGAACUCGCGAACGUGCUUACGGUCACUGUUUAGUUGCAGGUAUCAAGAAAUAUCCAAGCAAGGUUAUCAAGAAGGAUUCAGCAAAGAAAACCGCUAAGAAAUCGCGCGUUAAGGCUUUCGUUAAACUUGUGAACUAUCAACAUUUGAUGCCUACUCGUUACACUCUUGAUGUUGAUCUUAAAGAGGUUGUUACUCCUGAUUCUCUUCAGUCUAAGGAUAAGAAGGUUACUGCUUUGAAGGAGGCUAAGAAGAGGUUCGAGGAUCGUUUCAAAACUGGGAAGAAUAGGUGGUUCUUCACUAAGCUCAGGUUUUGAGUUAGUUUGUUGUUGGAAACUGUUUUUUUGUAUCGUGAUUUUAGUAUUUUGUUGUGUUUUUGAACUGGUUAUGGAUUUUGGAAUUGUUGUUGCUGGUAUUUGAUAAUUGGAUAAUUUGGUAAUGCUACUACAUUGAGGAUUCUAUAUUGUGUUUUGUUUUAUUUUCUGGAGUGUAUUUUUUAUUUAUGUGUUGUU